UCUGCCUCUCUAUAUUUGCCUCCAAAAUCCAUCUAUAUAUAUCGCACUCGAGCUAAACAAACCUUCUUCAUCCAAACAAGCAAAGGCAAUACCAAAGCUAGCUACGAGUAGAAUCCAACAAUGGCGCCGCUCGCACCCCGGAGGCCAGCAGCCUGCCUCCUAGCCCUUCUCUCGGUCGUUGCCGUGGCCCUAUCCUUGGCCGCGCCGGGAUUGGCGGCGGGGAAGACCGGCCAGGUGACGGUGUUCUGGGGACGGAAUAAGGCCGAGGGGUCCCUGCGCGAGGCCUGCGACUCCGGCAUGUACACCAUGGUCACCAUGUCAUUCCUCGACGUCUUCGGCGCCAACGGAAAGUACCACCUCGACCUCUCCGGCCACGACCUCUCCGCCGUCGGCGCCGACAUCAAGCACUGCCAGUCCAAGGGCGUCCCCGUCUCCCUCUCCAUCGGCGGCUACGACGCCCGCUACUCGCUCCCGUCCAACCGCUCCGCGCUCAACCUCUUCGACCACCUCUGGGACUCCUACUUCGGCGGUUCCAAGCCGGGCGUCCCCCGCCCCUUCGGCGACGCGUGGCUCGACGGCGUCGACCUCUUCCUGGAGCACGGCACGCCGGCGGACCGCUACGACGUGCUGGCGCUCGAGCUGGCCAAGCACAACAUCCGCGGCGGCCCGGGGAAGCCGCUGCACCUGACGGCGACGGUCCGGUGCGGGCACCCGCCGGCGGCGCACGUGGGGCGAGCGCUGGCGACGGGGAUCUUCGAGCGCGUCCACGUGAGGAUCUACGAGGAGAGCGACAAGGCGUGCAACCAGUACGGGGCGUGGGAGGAGGCGUGGGACAGGUGGACGGCGGCGUACCCGGCCACCCGGUUCUUCAUCGGGCUCACCGCCGACGACAAGUCGUACCAGUGGAUACACCCCAAGAACGUCUACUACGGCAUCACGCCGGUGGCGCAGAAGAAGGAGAACUACGGCGGGGUCAUGCUCUGGGACCGAUACUUCGACAAGCACAGCGACUACAGCAGCUACAUCAAGUACUACGCCUGAUCGGAGCUAUACUUCCACAAGCCACGCUGUUGCAUCACCUCACCGUCGACUUGAUUUUGAUGUGUUGUUGCAAACUUGCAAGCAAGAAUAAAGUGAGGCUUAACUGCCAACUCCAUGAAUUUAAUGUUUGUGUUUUUAUCUGUAAUUAGAUAGGCUUUCAACAAACAUGAUAGUCCCUCAUCAGCAGCAAAUGCAAGACAAGAUACGAAGAGAUUGGAUCCCGACGAAUUCUUCUAGUCAGUUCAAAAUUCUCAAA
This is a messenger RNA of Triticum aestivum (bread wheat), 1297 nucleotides long. RefSeq names its product xylanase inhibitor protein 1-like. The record is from RefSeq and is a predicted model, not a curated record. The transcript has a single exon. Gene Ontology annotation, biological process: carbohydrate metabolic process. Gene Ontology annotation, cellular component: extracellular region. Gene Ontology annotation, molecular function: chitinase activity. NCBI's taxonomy places the organism in Eukaryota, Viridiplantae, Streptophyta, Magnoliopsida, Poales, Poaceae. Bases 121 to 1041 code for a protein of 306 amino acids.